AUGUCGUCCCUAAUAACACUUAUCAAAGUCCUCAGCAUCUCAACCUCCCUCAUCGCAUCAGGAGGAAUCUUAAGUCUCUCACUCUUCGAUAUCCCACUUCUGAAAUCCCAACCAGCAACCCGCUCCCUCCCACAAAUCCGCUGGCUCUUCUCCCGCGGCUCUCACAUCUUCCCCACCGCCGCCAUCCUCUCCAGCACAGGCUUCAUAUACCUCUCCAUCACCUCCCUCUCACCAUCUGAAUCAUUCCUCGAUGUCAUUUCAAACAUAGCAGGGAAUUCACCAACAGUGAAUGGAUAUCUUCUUGCUGGGGUGUUGAGCGCUGCUAUUGGGCCGUUUACGCAGUUUGCUAUGAUACCGACGAAUUUUGAACUGAUUGAAAGGAAUGAGGAGUUGGGUGGGGCGAGGAGUGAGGAGAGUGCGAAGAAGGCGGAGGGGAAGGGAAAGGUGGGAGGGAAGACUGCGAGGGAGAGUGUGGAUGGGGAGAGGGAUCUUAAUCAGUUUGGGGAUUUGAGUGGGCCGCAGGAGAAGACGGAGAGGGAGGGGAACGAGGAGGAUGAUAGGGCUGUGGAGGAGUUGCUGGAGAGGUUUAAGUGGUUGAAUUUGGUGAGGUCGGUGUUGAUUGGGUGCGGAGGGGUGGUGGGGUUGCUUACUGCUAUUGUGUGA
Messenger RNA from Cadophora gregata, 663 nucleotides. RefSeq lists its product as uncharacterized. The record is from RefSeq and is a predicted model, not a curated record. The coding region runs from base 1 to 663 and encodes 220 amino acids. Lineage: Eukaryota; Fungi; Ascomycota; Leotiomycetes; Helotiales; Ploettnerulaceae. The transcript is spliced from 2 exons.